AUGAAUAAAGUGUUUGUUGGCUUAGUGUUUAUAAUUUGGGCUCAGAUAUGUCUCAGAGUUUCAAGCCUCUUCGUUUUCAACUCAAUGAAAACCCAUGAUUUUACAAAUGAUAACUCGGUUUCAACUCAGAACUAUUGUAUUUUAAUUAUAUGUCAUGAGACUGCAUCUUUUCAUUCUUUUGCUUCUCCAUAUUAUUGUGCCAAAGUUUUCCCAAAAUGGUAUUCCCCAAAACUUGAAAAUUUUAGGUCAUAUGGAUCAUUUAACCAGUCACAAAGCAAAAGUCAAUGGGAGGGUCAAAAAGCCAAUAAUAUUACAGUAUAA
This is a messenger RNA of Dentiscutata heterogama, 321 nucleotides long. NCBI's taxonomy places the organism in Eukaryota, Fungi, Glomeromycota, Glomeromycetes, Diversisporales, Gigasporaceae. The record is from the annotation of a GenBank genome assembly.